Molecule: messenger RNA, 1546 nt
Organism: Drosophila obscura
Lineage: Eukaryota; Metazoa; Arthropoda; Insecta; Diptera; Drosophilidae
Product: alpha-tocopherol transfer protein-like
Exons: 6
Coding region: 297-1202 (301 amino acids)
Cellular component (GO): membrane
Molecular function (GO): phosphatidylinositol bisphosphate binding
Source: RefSeq, a predicted model, not a curated record
CGCAAGUCUCCAUCGCCAUCGCUGAUCGCUGCUAGACUUCGGCACGUCUCGUUUACUAUAUCCAAGACUUAAGAGAUCUGGAGGUCUUGAACCAACAAUCCCCGUAGCUGAAAGUAAACGCGCGCUGGCCUUUGAUUACUAAAGUAUUAACUACGGCUGACCGAACGACCAUUUAAGCGACCCUCUAUAAACGUGAUCCGAGCUAGAUACACAAUCUAGAGCGAGCCCAAUAAGAAUCUCAGUACAACCACUUGGAGCCCCUUUUUUUGGAUUAAUUACCUUUCGGAGUGCCCACAAUGUUGUCCGACAUCGAUCAGCUGCCCUCGAUCCAACUGGGCGACUUCACGCUCCAGUUCGAGCUGGGCGAGCCAACGGCCAUGGGCAAGGAGGUGGCCAUCAAGGAGCUGCGCGAAGCUCCCGAACGCCAGAAGGAGGCCGCCAAGGAGCUGGCACGUUUGCUGCAGGCGGAGACCGAUCUGCACUAUCCCAAGGACAACGAGGAGUGGCUAAUACGAUUCUUGCGUCCCUGCAAGUACUAUCCGGAGAGUGCCCGCGAUUUGAUCAAACGCUACUACUCCUUCAAGGUGAAGCACUCGGACGUGUACAACAACCUGAAGCCCUCGGGUGAGGCCAACAUCUUCAAGAGCAACAUACUGACGGUCUUUCCCAAUCGCGAUCAGUGCGGACGUCGCGUCCUGGUACUGGAGCUGGGCAAACGCUGGAAGCACAAGCAGGUCUCACUGGAUGAGGUGUUCAAGGGGGCGGUCAUCUUCCUGGAGGCGGCCAUGCUGGAGCCAGAGACUCAGAUCCACGGAGCCGUCGUCAUCUUCGACAUGGAUGGUCUGAGUCUGCAGCAGACCUGGCAGUUCACGCCGCCGUUCGCCAAGCGCAUAGUCGACUGGCUGCAGGAGUCGGUGCCAUUGCGCAUCAAGGCCAUCCACAUCGUGAACCAGCCGAAGAUCUUCAACGUGGUUUUCGCCCUCUUCAAGCCCUUCCUGCGCGAGAAGCUGCGCAGCCGCAUCAUCUUCCACGGCACGGAUCGCGACUCCCUGCACAAAUACAUGUCGCCCAAGUGCCUGCCCGCUGCCUACGGCGGCAUUCUCGAACUCAAGCGCGUGGACGGCGACCAGUGGUACGAGCUCCUCCUCAAGUGCGACACCGAGUUCGAUGCCAUUAACUCGUAUGGCUACAAAAAGAAGUAAACCGAUUGCUCGGUGUGGCUCCCGGGUCUGCAGCAAGUGAUAAUUUCCCCAAUAUGCCCCAAAAGUGCCCACUCCGCAGUCACACUCACAGUCACAGUCACAGUCAAAGUCACAGUCGCACUUGCGCAAGUUAGGCAUAUAAUAGUUAAGCACUCAGUCUGUUAUACGCUUGUCCGGUUCGUGACAGCGCCUAGAGUUUGCCGUAGUCUUAAUCGAUCCAAUUCCAAUCCAGCAAAAGUGUUAUACUUACUCGUACAUAUUAUACUUAAUCCGGGGUAAGCGUAUUUAUAUUGUGUUAUACUUAUUAUACAAAUCGUUGAAAUAUAAACACACGUAUCCAUAUA